CUUCUGCUGUUUCGGGCCGAGGCAUUUGUGAUGAUUUCAAAAUGGGCCCACUUCAUAGGGAGCUGCGUCGAGUACGUCCACUGGCAUGGCGAGCCUGGCCUCCGCGCGGGCCUCACCGCUCGGCCGCUGCGUUGCCCUCGGGCGGGCGCGAGCUCAGCUCGCAAGCUGGGCCCGGCAGUCGCUUCCGGGUGGUGACCUACAAUGUGCUGAACCCGAGCCUGUGCACUUCGCAUUCGUAUCCACAUUGUGAUCCCGCGCAGAUCGACGAGCGGUUGCGUCUGACGCGCAUCCUGGAGCGCCUGGACCGGGCGAUAGCAGCCAGCCCCUACGCCACAGUGCUAUGUCUGCAGGAGGUGAACGAGGCCUGGGCUUGCCGCCUGCACGCCCACUUCCAGCCCAGAGGCUACCACCUGAUCUACGCGCCGACGCCCUGGUACGCGUACGACCCCAUGGGAGUCUGUCUCGUCUGGAGCAACAGCGCGUUCGACCUCCAGGACGCCGAAGUCCGCCGCGUGGUCGAGCCUGGACAGUCCACCGCGCCAGCCCCGCCGCCGUCUUGGUGGUCUUGGCUCAAGGGUCGCGCGGCUGCAGUCCUCGGCGGCACUGCGCCCGAGGUGGACCCGUGGACGAUCGCGCGCCGCCGGCCGAACCGCUACGCGGCAGCGCGCCUGCGCUUCCGCUGCUCCGGCCAGCAGGUCUGCGUCGCCACGUACCACAUGCCGGCGCUGUUCGGCAGCGCGCUGCUCGAGCAGGUGAUGGCCGUGCACGCCGCGGCAGUGGCAGGCCUGGCGCGCCGGUUCGCGGGGGAGCAACCCCUGGUGCUCGCGGGCGACUUCAACGUGCAGCCGGGCGCCCCAGCGCACAGCCUGCUGGAGGGCUCGGUGGCCCUGGGCCAGAUUGUGCCAGAACCCCUGCCCGCGGGCGGGUCCACUCCCUCGGCGGAGGAGGGCGCUUCCCCUCGGCAGCGCCUGCGGAGCGCUUAUCAGGAGGGCCACGGCGCCGAGCCCGCGUUCACCAUCAGGUCCUGGCGCGCCGACGCCGAGAGCCCGUUCGUCGGCACGCUGGACUACAUCUUUGUGGGUGACGACAUCCGGGUGAUGGGCGCGGUGGAUCUCCCCUGUGCCGCGCAGUUCGCGGACAGCGACGCGUUCCCUUCGGCGGAGGAGCCGUCGGACCACCUGCUGCUCGCGGCAGACCUCGCCGUCGGCUGUGCCGAGUGACGGGGGGACGUCCUCGGCUCGAUGUGGGCACUGCUCGCGCCAGCGCCUGGGAUCGAGAAAGGAA
This is a messenger RNA of Prorocentrum cordatum, 1284 nucleotides long. Lineage: Eukaryota; Dinophyceae; Prorocentrales; Prorocentraceae. The record is from the annotation of a GenBank genome assembly.